This is a messenger RNA of Mustela lutreola (European mink), 1389 nucleotides long. RefSeq names its product fibrillarin like 1 (gene FBLL1). NCBI's taxonomy places the organism in Eukaryota, Metazoa, Chordata, Mammalia, Carnivora, Mustelidae. The record is from RefSeq and is a predicted model, not a curated record. The transcript is spliced from 2 exons. Gene Ontology annotation, cellular component: Cajal body; box C/D methylation guide snoRNP complex; nucleolus. Gene Ontology annotation, biological process: rRNA methylation; box C/D sno(s)RNA 3'-end processing. The coding region runs from base 273 to 1268 and encodes 331 amino acids. Gene Ontology annotation, molecular function: RNA binding; histone H2AQ104 methyltransferase activity; rRNA methyltransferase activity.
GAAUUUCAGAGAGGGUCAGGGCGGCUCCAGGGAUGCGGGCACUGCGGUAAAGCUGUUCCCGACAACUGCGCACCUUGCCCCAGUCUCCUGCUGUGGCUAACCAGGCCAGCAGCGUCCGCUGUCGCCAUUGUCCCACGUCAGGACCACCAUCCAGAACCACCUGUGACUCCUGACAACGGCUCCAAGCCACUGGUAACCCCUGACAACCGCCGCCAGCUCCGCGACACCGUAAAAUCACCGCUAGCCACCCACCCGGGUGCCCAGGGCGCGCCAUGAAGUCUGCCUCCAGCUCACGCGGGGGUGGGUCGGGUGGCCGUGGGGGUGGUAGCUGGGGCUGGGGCGGGGGGCGGGGAGGAGGGGGCAAGGGAGGAGGAGGCGAUGGCGGCCCCGGGGGCAAGAGCGGUUUUGGCGCGCGGGCGCGUGGCUUUGGCGGCGGUGGCGGUGGCCGGGGCCGGGGGCGCGGAGGGGGGGACAGUAGGGACCGUGGUGGCAGCGGGCAGCGGCGUGGCGGUGUGGGCAAAACCAAAAACCGCCGCAGGAAGUGCGCUAAUACUGUGACGGUGGAGCCACACAGGCACGAAGGCGUCUUCAUCUAUCGUGGAGCGGAGGACGCGCUCGUCACGCUGAAUAUGGUGCCGGGCCAGUCGGUGUACGGCGAGCGGCGGGUCACUGUGACAGAGGGCGGUGUGAAACAAGAGUACCGCACAUGGAACCCCUUCCGCUCCAAGCUGGCAGCGGCCAUCCUGGGCGGGGUCGACCAGAUUCACAUCAAGCCCAAGUCCAAAGUGCUGUACCUGGGCGCUGCCUCAGGGACCACGGUCUCUCAUGUCUCUGACAUCAUCGGCCCGGACGGCGUGGUCUACGCAGUUGAAUUCUCCCACCGCGCUGGCCGCGAUCUGGUGAACGUGGCCAAGAAGCGAACCAACAUCAUCCCGGUUCUGGAAGAUGCCCGGCACCCGCUCAAGUACCGCAUGCUUAUAGGGAUGGUGGACGUGAUCUUUGCCGACGUGGCCCAGCCUGACCAGUCUCGGAUAGUGGCUCUGAAUGCCCACACCUUCCUGCGCAAUGGGGGCCACUUUCUCAUUUCCAUCAAGGCCAACUGCAUCGACUCCACUGCAUCUGCGGAGGCGGUGUUUGCUUCCGAGGUGAGGAAGUUGCAGCAGGAGAACUUAAAGCCCCAAGAGCAACUGACCCUGGAGCCCUACGAGAGGGACCACGCUGUGGUCGUGGGCGUGUACCGGCCCCUUCCCAAGAGCAGCAGCAAGUAGCACCCAGCAAGGGCUGUCCCCGCGAUGUCCCCAACACUGUGCUGUGUUCAGUAUAACUAUGUAUGUGUUUUCUUCAUGGCUUGUUUUUCUUUCGUCUAUUAAAUGGCAUAAAGAAACAGUA